Molecule: messenger RNA, 124 nt
Organism: Racocetra persica
Lineage: Eukaryota; Fungi; Glomeromycota; Glomeromycetes; Diversisporales; Gigasporaceae
Source: the annotation of a GenBank genome assembly
AACAUAAGUUAGCUGACAUUAGUUAUAAUGCUGCUGAUUUGGCCGGAAUUGUCUUUUUGGAAAUGGUUUUCGGAAAUUAUACAGUAGCCUCUUCAGUUAUUAACGUAGAAAUGCAUAGAGCAAU